Eufriesea mexicana is the source of this 5835-nucleotide messenger RNA. RefSeq names its product something that sticks like glue. Bases 1 to 5835 code for a protein of 1944 amino acids. The transcript has 16 exons. Gene Ontology annotation, cellular component: nucleus. The record is from RefSeq and is a predicted model, not a curated record. NCBI's taxonomy places the organism in Eukaryota, Metazoa, Arthropoda, Insecta, Hymenoptera, Apidae. Gene Ontology annotation, molecular function: zinc ion binding; ubiquitin protein ligase activity; nucleic acid binding. Gene Ontology annotation, biological process: ubiquitin-dependent protein catabolic process; protein ubiquitination; mRNA processing.
AUGUCUGUACACUAUAAAUUUAAAUCCACUUUGGAUUAUGAUACUGUGUCCUUUGAUGGAUUACAUAUUUCGGUAGCAGAUUUGAAGAAAGCUAUUUUUCAUCAAAAACGUAUAGGAAAGAACACUGAUUUUGAUCUACAAAUAACAAAUGCACAAACUAAGGAAGAUUAUACAGAUGAUAAUGCAUUAAUUGCAAAAAAUACUAGCCUUAUUGUUGCUAGAGUUCCAUUAACAGUUCAACAAAAGCGAUCUUGGGAUAGAAAUGAAGCUCCUUCAUUUAGUAACUUAAAAGAUGAAUCCAAUUUAGGCAGAGCUGUAGAUCUUACAAGGCUUGAUGGCUCUGAAGAAGAUAAGAUUCGAGCAAUGAUGACUCAAUCAACACAAGAUUAUGAUCCAUCAAAUUAUAUGAAAAUACGUGGAGCCAAUCAAACCGGUGAUGUACCUGCAAAUUAUCGUUGUUAUAAAUGUCAUCAGCCUGGACACUGGAUUAAAAAUUGUCCGCUUGGAACAAACCAAGAACCCAUAGAAAUUAAGAAAAGUACAGGUAUUCCUCGGAGUUUUAUGGAACGUCCACCAUUUUCACAAGAUCCAGAACCUGCUAUAGAAAAGCCAGAAAUUCCAGAGGAUUUAUUGUGCAAUAUUUGCAAAGAUCUUCUAACAGAUGCAGUAAUGAUACCAUGUUGUGGGAAUUCAUUUUGUGAUGAAUGUAUUCGGACAUUCUUAUUAGAAUCUGAAGAACACGAAUGUCCAGAUUGUAACGAGAAAGAUGUUUCACCAGAGACUCUUAUUCCUAAUCGUUUCUUGCGAAAUGCUGUAAUGAAUUUUAAAAAUGAGACUGGGUAUGCUAAAAGGCAAACAUAUAGACAACCUCUACAAACAAACAGACAGUCUAUAGUACAAUUAGAACAACAAAAAGCUGACCAAGCAACAAAUCAGAUACCGAACCAAAGUAAAUCUGUUCAAUCUUCAAGUGCAACUAAUGUAUCCUCUCAAGAAUAUACAGAAUCACAAGCAACAAACUUUGAAUCUGUUCAACAGCAAUUACCAGUUAGAGUUGCACAACCUCAAACUACAACUCUUCCUGAAACAACAUCAGAAUCUGAUUUGCAAAGUGAUUCUGUGACAAAGUUAACAACAGAUGAGGAAACAGAAGUUCCACCACCUCCAGGAACUGAACCAUUACUUCCAAUACCUGCAAUUGGGAGUUCACCAGAAAGAGAUAGGGAAAUAAGUGAUCCUCCAAGUCGUGAAAAGAAAGAACGUGAAAAUGAAUAUCCAGGAGAAAGACAAUCAAGAGAACGUAGACGAAGUUUCAGCAGGGACGGACAUCGUGAUAGAAGUGGAGAACGUGGUCGUAGAAUGGAAAAUUUACGGCCUGUAAGUCGAAGACGAUCCUUAUCUCCUAGACAUUCACAACAUAGUGACUAUAGUUCUCAAGGAGCACCUUUGCCACAUUUAAUGAACCCUCCACCAUCAAAAAAUUAUCAAGGGUUGUCAUCUGAUGAUGGACAUUAUCCACCUAAUAUACAUUAUGAUAAUGCUAUACGCAGAUCAACUGAAGAUCGUCCGGGCACUCCAACAGUUGAUGAACCACAUUUACAUGUGCCUUCUUCUGGUAAUCAGCCACCUCUUUUACCUUUUCCACCAGGAGAAGAUCGUAUCCCUCAGCCAAGUUAUAAUCAACCUCCACCUAAUGUACCCCCACAUAAUCCACCUUUAUUGCCGGAUCCAUAUAUGAGUCAUCGAAUACCUAUGUACCCUCAUCAGCAAGGCUCCCAUUAUGGACCUCCACGAUAUGAAAGACCUCCUUAUCAACAACAAGGAUACAGACCAUCACAACCACCUCGAAAUUAUAAUGGGCCACCAAGGCCAAUUCGAGGAUUACAUCAUCUUAGUUAUAGAGGAUUACAACCACCACCACCAGGAUUAGGUAGAAAUAUUCAUAAUGGCAAUCCACCUGGUAUAAUCGAUGAUCCACUAGAAGCUUUUGAACGAAUGCUUAGAGAAAAAGAUGAACGAGAUAGAAGACUUGGAAAACAUAGAAGAAGGAGUAGAACACGAUCAAGAUCCCGUAGUUAUAGUAGAUCUAGAUCACGUUCGUUUGGUCGUAGAUCACCAUUUCCACCUCGUUUAAGUCGAUCUAGGAGUCCUCCUUCAAAACGAAGGUCUUCAAGAUCACCUCUACCUCUUAGAGCACGAAGUCGUACUCCAAAACGUAGAUCAAGAAGUGGAAGUUUCUCAAUUAGUAGGUCUAGAUCUUAUUCACGUAGUCAGUCUCCUAGACUAUCAUUGUCACGAGAUAGAGACAGGGAUAGAGACAGAGAAAGAGACAGAGAAAGAGAUCGAGAUCGAGAUCGAGAUCGAGACCGUGAUCGUGAUCGUGAUCGUGAUCGCGAUCGUGAUAGAGAUCGAGAUCGUGACCGUGAUCGAGAUCGAGAUCGAGAUCGUGAUCGCGAUCGUGACCGUGAUCGCGAUCGUGAACGGGACCGUGAACGUGAACGCGAACGUGAGCGUGAACGUGAGCGGGAACGUGAACGAGAUCGUGAACGUGAUCGUGAACGUGAUAGAGAAUUACUUCCUAGAUAUCGAUCACCAGCUAGAUCACCUCCAAGAUUCCAAAGAGAGAGGGAUCGUGAUAGAGAUCGACCAAGAUCACGUGAACCUAGAGAAGGAUACAAUAGUUACUACAAUGAUUCACCGGCACAUGAUUAUCAAUUCAGAGAUCGAGAGAGGGAUUUACCCCCUCGAGAUAGACCAAUGCCGAGAUAUCCAGUAAGGAACCAAGCAGCUCAGCAUAAUAUACCACCUUUGCUGCCACAUCUAGUCACUGGAAGUCAUCCACCACCACUUAUGUCAUUGGGACCUCCACCUACGGACAGGAAAGACUAUUAUGAUUCCUACAACAGCAGAUAUCCUGGACCAUCUAGCCAACGGUUUGGUAGUCCUUUACGAGAUGUGCCUCAUAAAAGAUUUGACGAUGUUGCACCACCUGGAACAGAGGGCUAUUAUGACCUUUCACCACCAGGUGUAGAGCUUUCUGAAAGGUCUUUACGGGACGAUCGAGAUCGACGUUUAUUAAGAGAUCAAGAAGAUCGUGAGCAUUCUCUUAAAGAUCAUGAUACUGAAGAUCGAGAUAGAUUACCAUUAAGAGAAGACAGGGGACGUGAACGUGAUGACCGUUUACGUGAAAGAGAUGAAAGAGAUAGAAGAAUUUUGAACAGAGAUCGCGAUGAUCGUGAAAGGCAAGGAUUAUCUAGAGAUCAUGAUGACAGAGUACGAGAAAAAGAUGAUCGUGAUCGAAGGGAAAAAGAAAAGGAACGGGAUGAUAGACAUACUCGGGAUCGACGAGAAGAUGAUAGGCAUCUCGAUAAAAAAGAUUACGACAAAGAUCGUUACAGAGAUGAAAGAGACCGUCACAAACAAGAUGAUAAAAAUCGUUCUCGUGAAAAAGAUAGGCGUGAACGAGAUUACGAAUCUGAAAAGGACAGGGAUCGACAUGAACGUUAUGAAAGACGUUCAGUGGAAAGAAAAAAGAAUAGAAAAAGUCCAACACCUUAUUCACAGAAAUCUAGGGUAGAUACAAAGGAUCUAUCACCUGAACGUAUAAAGAAGAAGGAGAAAGAUCAUGAAGAAAAGAAUGAGGAGAAGAAGAAAGAGAAGAAAAUUAAAGAAAAGAAAAAGAAAAAAGAUGAUGAAAAGGAAAAGAAAAAGAAAAAGAAAAAAGAAAAGAAAUCAGGCCAAAAAGAAAUUGCAAAAGAUGAACCUACUAAAUCAGCAGAACAUGAAGAAUUAAUAGUGGAUAAUAAACAAGAAAGCAUGUCUCCCACAAAAACUGACAUUAUAAAACCUAGUAAUGAAGAUGAAAAUAUUGAUAGUAGAAUAGUUUGCAUUCCUCCUGAAAAUGCAAUAGAAGAAUCAAUUAAAGAAGAAUUUGAAGAUAAAUCUUUAGCCAUGAAUCCAGAGCCUCCAGAAUUUAAUGAGACAAGUCCAGAAAGAAUUGAUCAUACAGAAUUUGGAACAAAUCCUCCUAAUCCUAAUUUCAAGCCAAUUCCAGAAUUAAAAUCUGAAAUCAAGCCUAUUGAUAGUCUUUAUAGCGGAUUAGAUGAUGCCGAAAUAAAUACUGUCAUUACAGAAAAGUAUUCUUUGCUUUCGGAAAAUGAAACAGAAGAUAAAACUACUUUGCUAGAAGAAAAGUCUCCUAAAAAAGAUGAAUUUUUAGCUCCAAUGCCUGAACUUUCUAAAUGGGAAAGGGAUGAUACUACUGAGAAAACAGACGAUGUGUGCGAAUCUCCUAUAGAAAAAAUACAAAUGGAUGAACCUAAAUCCACAAAAGUAGUUACAUCUGAGGUACUAAAAAGAGCUGAAAAUGCAAUUUUCCAAAAAGCCAUUAAUGCCAUUAGACCUAUUGAAAUUAAAAAGAUAAGUGAAAGUAGAAAAGUAUUAUAUCAGAAUCCAGAGCCUAAAGUACUUGAAGUUGAACCUAAUAGAGAACCAAGGAAAAGUGUCAAUGUUACCAUAAAUGUAGGAAGAAAUGAAAGAAAUGUUGAAAUUACAGAACCAGUGAAGAAAGCUAAAUUAGAUAGAACAAAAUUUAAGCCAGUGCCAGAAACUUAUUCACCUACGAGACUUUCUGCCAAAGAAAGAUUGGGCGAGAAAGUGGAUGAAAAUAAAGAAAGGAAAAUUAGCCCCAUGAAAAGCUUUUUAGAUAGACGCGAAACAAAAAGUGAAAAUCAAUCUAGAAGUCGAUCUCCUCGAAGCACAAGAGAUAAACGAAUUUCUCCACUGUUAGAUAGACGCGUUGAUUCAUCAUUAUCCAUAUCAGGAAGCGAACGUAAAGUAUUUCUUGAUGAUAGAAAACGAGAUAAUAAAGAUCGAGGUGAUCGUUCAAAGGAAAGAAAUGACUUCAGAAGUGAACGACAUGAUAUGAGAUCAGAAAGGGAUCCAAGAGUCGAUUCUAGAGGGGAUUUUAGGUCAACUCGUAACGAUUCUAAAGGAGAAAGAAUGGAUAAAGAUAGAGAUAAAGAUAGAGAUAAAGAAAGAAGGGGAAGAACACCAUCUUGUACAUUCAAAAGGAGUGAUAUUCCAAAAAUAGGUCUUUUAAAGGGUAGAGACGAAGAAGAUGAGAGACGCAGAGAUAAGAAAACAAAAGAAGACAAGAAAAGAAAGAAAGAGCAUAGAAGUAGAAGUAAAUCCAAAGAACACAAGAAACGGAAAGAAAAGAAACAUAAGAAAGAUAAAGAUAAAAACUUAGAGAAAAAACAGAAACACAAAGAAAAUGUAGUUUUAAAGGAUAAACCUGAAAGCAAUGAAACUAAAAUAAAUUAUGAAAAUCCCGAACCUCCGGUUACAGAAUCUGUAAAGAAACAAAGGAAGAAUCCAAGACUUGUAUCCGAUCGUAAACGUAGUAUACUCGAUGAAGCUAGUUUUGAGCCUGAUUAUAGUGCUUCGGAUUCAGAAUCAGAUGGUGAAGAUGGUAAAGUAGUACCAUUACCUGCCAAGAAACUUAAACUUGAUGAGCCAGAUAUAGACAAGGAAAUGGACAUAAAAUCACUUAAAAAGCGAUCGAAAUCCACAAGUAGCGAAGAUUCAUCUAGUAGCUCUGAUAGUUCAACUACCGAUUCUGAUAGUUCAGAUGAGUCACAUAAAAAGAAAAAGAAAAAGCAUAAGAAACAUAAGAAAAAGAAGUCUAUGAAGAAAGAUAGUAGUUCUGAUUCAGAUUCUUAUUCAGAUUCGUCGGAAACAAGUAGUGAUGAAGAAAAACACAAAAAGAAAUCAAAAAAAUCAAAGAGUAGAAAUAAACAAACAAAAAAGAAGAAGAAAUCAAAGCACAAAUGA